GAUUCUGUUAUGACGAUUUUAAUCUGCGACAUCUCGCGCAGAAGCCGUUCGUAAGAAGUUAGCCAGCUAUCUGUUUUCUGUUAUUUUUAUGGAUGCAGUUUGUUAAACCAGUCUGUCCUCUCGUCUCACAUUUGUCCCACCCACAGGAUGAUCGACACGGAGAGGGCAGCUAGUGAUGCUGGUAAGGCAGAACCCAGCAGUAACAGCAAGGAGAUGGAGAAAAAGAAGAGGUCCCGUGUCAAACAGCUGCUGGGCGAUGUGAAGAAGCAAGUGGAGUUCUGGUUCGGGGAUGUAAACCUCCACAAGGACCGCUUUCUGAGAAAACUCAUCGAUGAGUCAGACGAUGGAUAUGUUGAUAUAUCUGUUUUGGCGGACUUCAAUCGAAUGAAAAGGCUGACAACUGAUACCAAGCUGAUUGCUAGAGCGCUGAAAAAUUCGUCCGUAGUAGAGGUUAACUUAGAGGGAAAUAAAGUACGUCGUCAGCUUCCAAUUGGAGACAUCCCAAAUAAUGUCGACAGCCGCACAGUCUAUGUGGAACUUUUGCCCAAGGAUGUGACGCACAGCUGGAUAGAGAGAGUCUUCACAAAAUGCGGGAAUGUGGUUUACGUUAGCAUCCCCAGAUACAAGUCCUCUGGCGACUCCAAGGGUUUUGCCUUUGUAGAGUUUGAGAAAGAGGAAGAAGCACACAAAGCUAUAGAGAUGUUGGACAACCCCCCUGAAGAUGCUCCCAGGAAGCCAGGGAUUUUCCCCAAGACAAAAAGCAGGAAGCCCAUUCCUCUGCCAGGCGACAAUCCACCGUUGGGUGAAGAAGAGGAGAAGAAAAAGCGAAAGAAGAAGAAAAAGAAGGAAGGUGCCACAGCUCAGGCUCCUGCCGAAGAAGCCGCGGAGCAGGCAAUGGAAGCAGAGCCGUCAGAGCAGAAGAGGAAGCGCUUGGCAGCGGUGGAGUUUGAACCAGAGGUGGCUGCCACUCAGAAAACACCGGGAAAAGUGUCGGAGAAAAAAAGGCGACGGUCACAGACGGGAGAGGGAUCCGAAAGCGAAGUGCCAUCGAAGCUAAGAAAGACGAGUGAAACUGAAGGUGUACAGAAAGAAAAAGAUGUAACAAAGACCAAGCCCCUGAUUCAAAGCGAAAUAGAGAGAGGUGUUGAGGAAGGAAAAGAAAACAAAGAUGAUUCAAUGGUAAAAGCAAAGAGGAAGAGAAAAAAGAAACACAAGGAGAAGCUGAAAAUCGGGGAGGAAGUCAUCCCCCUUCGAGUUCUGUCAAAGAAAGAGUGGCUUGAGCUGAAGGAUGAGUAUCUGACCUUGCAGAAGCGCAGCAUGACAUCCCUGAAGAAGUGCAUCAAUAAGAUUGAUCACAAGGAGCGCAAGAGACUAAUGGAGACGGAAAGUGAUCAUCAAGAUGGAAACACGGAAAAGAGAGACAAAAGCGAGAAAGCGACGACCCAAGGCCCUCAGUUUACCAGUGGUGUCAUCAUGAAGAUUACAGACAACAAGCCGCUACCAGCGAGGAAGUUCAUCAAAGACGCUCUGUGCAAAAUAUCUCCAGUGGCGUACGUCGACAUCUUAGAGGGAGAUGCCGAGGGUCACAUCCGCUUUCACACCCCAGAGGAAGCAAAAGCCGUCAGCGAUGCUCGAGCAGAGCUCCAGAAGGAGCAGAGCUGGAAGCUGGAGAUUCUCUCAGGUGACCAUGAGCAAAGGUACUGGCAGAAGAUCCUAGUGGACCGCCAAGUCAAGCUGAAUCGUCCAAGGGAAAAGAAGCGGGGAACUGAGAAGCUCAUAUCCAAAGCCGAGAAAAUCAUCAUUGCCCGGGCCCGGGAGGCAAACAAGCACAUCCGUUUCCAGGAAGACUGACGGCUGCUGAAAGUAGUUUUUGAAGACCAUCCAUGUUUAACUGUGCAGACUUUGGUUAAAGGGGGGCAGUUGGUGAUAUUGUCUAAUUAGCUGGAAGAGAACUGAAUGGAAAAACUUGAACAAGUGUAAACUAGUCACAAUGUCCCUUUAUUUUUUUGUUUGCACUCAAGCCCCCAAGAUAAUGUGGAACGCUGCUAUGCAUAUAGACAUUUUGACGACAUUUUUUUUUUUUUUUUAAUCGAUGGUCUUCUUUUAUUUUUAAAAAAUUAUUCUCUAUAUGAUGUAAAUAUGAUUGAUUUGAAAGUUCUCCCAGCCAAGAUGUGAACUAGUUGUGGCACCUUUUUGUUUUUUUAAAUAAAAUGCCAUUAUUUGAUUA
Messenger RNA from Chelmon rostratus (copperband butterflyfish), 2227 nucleotides. RefSeq names its product La ribonucleoprotein 7, transcriptional regulator (gene larp7). Gene Ontology annotation, molecular function: mRNA binding. The transcript has 13 exons. The coding region runs from base 148 to 1851 and encodes 567 amino acids. The record is from RefSeq and is a predicted model, not a curated record. Gene Ontology annotation, cellular component: nucleus. Lineage: Eukaryota; Metazoa; Chordata; Actinopteri; Chaetodontiformes; Chaetodontidae. Gene Ontology annotation, biological process: RNA processing.